Molecule: messenger RNA, 1731 nt
Organism: Brassica rapa (field mustard)
Lineage: Eukaryota; Viridiplantae; Streptophyta; Magnoliopsida; Brassicales; Brassicaceae
Product: heat stress transcription factor B-2b
Biological process (GO): regulation of transcription by RNA polymerase II
Cellular component (GO): nucleus
Molecular function (GO): RNA polymerase II cis-regulatory region sequence-specific DNA binding; DNA-binding transcription factor activity
Source: RefSeq, a predicted model, not a curated record
GACCCCUCACUUUUUAUUCCCAUUAUACCCUUUUCUCUCAUUUUUAGUUUCCUUCUGGAACUUCCGAUCUGUGGUCUCUCAUCCUCUCUAUCUCAUUCUUAUCGUUCCGUAUUUGCGAGAACCUUCUAGAACACACUCUCUCUCUCUCUCUCUCACGUUUGAGAUCCGUACGGAGUCCUUCUGGAUUAGGGCAAUCUCGUUGUUGGUUGGUGGAAACUGAAAAGAUUGCGUUAAGACAUAGAGUUAGUUAUUUUCUGAGUGUUUCGGAUUUGGUUUAAUGGUUUUCUGAAAGCGAAAAGAGUUAUUAUCUUUGUCUUUUUUAUCUGUAAUUCGGAUUUGCUCAUGAUUCGAAGCUUCUUCAAGCAACCAAUUUAAAAAAGGUUCAGGUUAUUGUGGUUGUGUGGAUCUAAAACUCAUGCCGGGGGAACAAACCGGAGAGGUUGGCGGCGGUUGUAGCGCCGGUAAUAGUGGAGGAAGCAGUGGCGGCGGUGGAGGUGGAGAACCGCAGAGGUCAAUACCGACGCCGUUUCUAACGAAAACGUACCAGCUUGUAGAUGAUCCGGUUUACGACGAAUUGAUUUCGUGGAACGAGGACGGUUCAACAUUCAUCGUGUGGAAAGCAGCUGAGUUCGCGAGAGAUCUCCUCCCCAAAUACUUCAAACACAACAACUUCUCCAGCUUCGUCCGCCAGCUCAACACUUACGGGUUUCGAAAAUUGGUUCCCGAUCGUUGGGAGUUCUCUAAUGACUGUUUCCGGAGAGGUGAGAAGAUUCUGCUUCGCGAUAUUCAACGCCGGAAAAUCUCUCUGCCGGCGGCUGCUCCGGUGUUAGCUCACGUUCUUUCACCGUCUAACUCUGGAGAAGAGCAGGUCAUUUCUUCCAACUCAUCGCCGGCUGGUACUGGAGGAGGAGGAGGAUCGGUUGGUGUGGCGCUGCAGAGGACGACGAGCUGCACCACAGCGCCGGAGCUGAUGGAGGAGAACGAGCGGUUGAGGAAGGAGAAUGUUCAGUUGAGUCAAGAGCUGACAAAGCUUAAAGGCUUGUAUUCGAACAUCUACAAGCUGAUGUCGAAUUUCACGUCGGGUGGAGCGGAUUGUGUGAAACCGUUGGAUCUGAUGCCGGAGAGACAAGAGAUGAGUGAAGAAGCCAUAGAAACAGGGGCUGGUCUGAAGCUCUUGACUCCGAGGUUGUUUGGUGUUUCGAUUGGGGUGAAGCGAGCUAGAAGAGACCAAGAGUUGGGUGCUGCUGCUGCGGAAGAGGAUGAUAACCAAGAGGAAGAAGAACAAGGUUCCGAUGAUAAGUCAGAGCCAAUGGAGGAGAAUAACUCUGUUGACCACAAUGGGCCAUGGCUUGAACUUGGAAAGUGAGAAAGGCAAAGCCAUUGCCAUGACUUGGAGCAAUGUUUGGUUAGUGGGUACCAAUGCACUGAUCCUACUAUCCUUAGGUGUUCCUGAUGUUGCUUCUUGAAUCUUCUUCUUGAUGGAACUGAAAAUAUUCAGGCUCGUUUGGCUCCACCUGAUGGAGGUGCUUGGCAUGAUAUUAGAUAAACACAUGUAGAUUCGAAGUUGGAUCUUCACAAAGCACUGGUUUUGUUAGAUUUAUUGGCAAUGUUCUUUUUAGUUAAAAGUUCUUUCAUGUUAUAGGCUCAUGGUGUUUUAUUUGUAGUCUACUUGUAUGAUGAUGAUGAUGAUGAAUUUUUUUUUAAUUCUAGAUUAGAAGAUAUAGGUCAAGC